This is a messenger RNA of Talaromyces rugulosus, 450 nucleotides long. RefSeq lists its product as uncharacterized. The coding region runs from base 1 to 450 and encodes 149 amino acids. The transcript has 2 exons. The record is from RefSeq and is a predicted model, not a curated record. Lineage: Eukaryota; Fungi; Ascomycota; Eurotiomycetes; Eurotiales; Trichocomaceae.
AUGGGUCUCUUCGGUCAUCACUCCACCGACUCCACCACUACCCCGGGGUCCUCUUCGAAUUCCACCCGCUCUCCGCGUCGGUCGAACGCCGAGCCCACUCCCACUGAAUCCCGUCGCAGUGGUCUCUUUGGUUCAAAACGCAACGAGUCUCCUUCCACUACUGCAUCUGUUUCUAGCGGGAGCAUCAAGCAUAGUAGCAGCAUCUUGCAUCGCAAUCGUGAGGAUCCCAGUAUCUCUGCUGCCCGCGAUCAGGUCACCGCUGCCGAGGGAGCGGAGAAAGCCGCAGACAGGGCGCUCGUGGCGGCAAGACAGUCCGUCAAGGAUGCUAGAGACCAUGUGAAGAAGUUGGAGAAAGAGGCCGCUGAGGAUGCAAGAUUGGCUAGGAUCAAGCAGGACCAGGCUGCCAGUAUCUCGAAGAGGGCCAAGCCUUUGGGAAGACAUGGACACUAG